Molecule: messenger RNA, 1284 nt
Organism: Sparassis crispa
Lineage: Eukaryota; Fungi; Basidiomycota; Agaricomycetes; Polyporales; Sparassidaceae
Product: Glucan endo-1,3-alpha-glucosidase agn1
Exons: 11
Coding region: 1-1284 (427 amino acids)
Molecular function (GO): glucan endo-1,3-alpha-glucosidase activity
Source: RefSeq, a predicted model, not a curated record
AUGUGCGCGAGGAAGUUGGUCGUCGCUCAUUUCAUGGUAGGAAAUGCAUACCCCUAUACAGUGGAAGAUUGGCUUGAUGAUAUUCGCCUAGCGAGCUCUCAUGGAAUUGACGGGUUUGCACUCAAUUUUGGCCGAGACGAAUGGGAGAAGAGUCGUGUGGCGGAUUGCUACCAUGCGGCUCUGCAAUCAGGUGUGCCUUUCAAGUUGUUUCCAAGCUUCGAUAUGACGUUGAUUCCUGCUAAUUGUUCGGACGAUGUCCAAUCUUUCUGUGACUACGUGACACGCUACCGUGGCCAUCCGAACCAGCUCCUUCAUCAUGGUAAAGUGUUUAUCUCGACUUUCGCAGGAGAGAGCAACCUAUUUGGUCAUACGGAUUUGAACCAUGCGUGGAAGUUUGUCAAGUCAACCUUAGAGGAGAUUGCUCCAGUACAUUUUGUACCCUCGUUUUUCAUCGAUCCUGCGCGGUAUCCACAUAUAACCGCCAUGGACGGUUACUUCAACUGGAAUGGUAGCUGGCCCCUUCACCUUCAUCCAGGAUCACCGCGCGAGGAGGUCAAGUAUCCCAGGCUGGACACUGACCGACAUCAUAUUCAUCAUCUAGGGGGGCGGACUUUCAUGGCGGCGGUGUCACCUUGGUUCUUCACACACUACGGGCCUGAUUCCUGGAACAAGAAUUGGAUCCGCCGUGGCGAUGACUGGCUCUAUGUCCGUAGAUGGGAGCAGCUCAUCGCUAUGCGCGACGAGAUCGACAUCGUGCAGAUCAUCUCCUGGAACGACUACGGAGAAUCGCACUACAUUGGACCGAUAAAGGGAGCGCAGCCUAACUCCCAGGCCUGGGUGGACGGCUUCCCACACGAACCUUGGUUGCACUUAACUCGCUACUACGCGGACGCUUUCAAGAACGGGCAUUAUUCUGCGAUUGAAAAAGACCAGAUCUACAUGUGGUCAAGACCUCAUCUGAAAGAUGCUGAUGCGACUGAGGAUACGUUGCCCCGUCCGGAGAACUGGCACCUAACGGACGACGAGUUCUGGGUCGUAAUUUUCUCCACCGCGCCUGGUCUGGUCGUCCUCACAAGCACCGACGAGCAGGUUCCUCAGACAGUGGAGGUUGCUGGCGGAGUGACCAAGCUGUCUUCCAAGAUGGUCCCUGGUGGAAGCAUGAAAGCGCAGCUGUUCCGGAGCCGCGUCCUGGCCGCAGAAUGUACGCCGGAACGUGACGGCUUUCGCUUCCAGACACAGCCAAGGGUGUUCAAUUUCAACGCGUACGUUACCAUGUCGGUAUAG